Ailuropoda melanoleuca (giant panda) is the source of this 3409-nucleotide messenger RNA. It is a transcript of the gene ZNF529, whose product is annotated as zinc finger protein 529. Gene Ontology annotation, biological process: regulation of transcription by RNA polymerase II. The transcript has 7 exons. Lineage: Eukaryota; Metazoa; Chordata; Mammalia; Carnivora; Ursidae. The coding region runs from base 1320 to 2936 and encodes 538 amino acids. Gene Ontology annotation, molecular function: RNA polymerase II cis-regulatory region sequence-specific DNA binding; DNA-binding transcription factor activity, RNA polymerase II-specific. The record is from RefSeq and is a predicted model, not a curated record.
CGGCUCUCGGGACCGUUUGUGUCAACGUCCGCGCUUUUCCAGAGUGGGCUACGUUUCUCACAGGCCCUGGGGGAGGUAGUGAACCUCAUCCUCCGGUUCAUUUUCCGCUAGGCUUGCGGUCACCGUUUUCCGUGUGGUAUUUCCAAAGGAGAAAUGGAAACAUGCCAGCUUUAUUGAUAAUAUAUAAAACCUGGAAAUAAAUAAAAUGUUCACCAAGAGAAAAAAAUGAAUAAAUUGUGGUAUAUUCACACAACUGAAUGCUAUCCAUAAAUAAAAAGAAUGAACUACACAUUAAUAAACCUUACAAAACCAGGAUGUGCAAAGGAGACAUAUGUAAUUGCAGAACUGACAAAACUAAAUUACGGCGACGUAUCUCACAACUAUGACUGUCUCUGUUGUGAGACCGACUGAAAAAGGACACCAGAGAACUUCCCGGCAGUAACGAUAUAAAACCCGCACCAGGGCAGGUAUACACAUACUGAGCGUCUGCUGUGUGCCAGAUGCCAUUCUGGGUGCUGGGGCUUUCUCAAGAGGUAAACUGACAACAAAACUCGUCACUCUGGUUCACAACCACGGAUCUGGGGUCCCGCACAUAUAGGCCUGCGUGUAGAGAAACCUCGACAGGCACCGGCUUCCAGUUCUCGCCUCAGCCAUUUCCACCCAAACCGCGGUACCCGCUUCAGCCCUUCUUGGCCCGACCGUCCUCAGCACGGAUUCCCGAUUCUCUCCCUGGUCCUCCUCGAUCAGGUUCCUGAUUCCCUCUUUUCACCUCAACGCUCCGGGUCUGGGGAUUCCGGUUCUCACCGGGUCCUCCCGGACACAGGUUUUUCCAGUCUUCCUCCUGGCCCCGCCUCCAGGCUUCCGCUUCCCUUUUCUUUCCUUCCCCCGCCCAGGUUUCCAAUUACUUCCUGGGCUGGGGCUCUAGUUCAACCCAGGAUCCCUCGCUCCCAAAACGCCGGCUCUUCGGCGUCUGAAGAACCGCCAGCGUCAACCCUCCUCCGCCCAGGAGGAGCGACCCGCUCACCCUGAAACCCCCAGGAGUCUCCGGGGCGUGGCGUGGACUUUGCGACCUUUGCCCUCCCCGCGGCGCUCGAAAACCUGGACAUUUUCAGUGGUGGACUACGUUUCCCACAGGCCCCAGGGCUACGAAUGAACGUCGACUUUUGGUUCCCCUUCCGGUAUCGUCGUGGUUAUUGGGUUAUGCCUGUUCUGCAGGAGAAGCCCCCUGAAGUGGAGGAGAGCUUUGCCACUUAAAGGCCCAUUCAAGAUAUUAAACCACCUUUGCAGCCCAGGAAUAAAUCCCACUUCAUCAUGUUUUGAUGGAGGAGCAUGUCAUUGGAGUUCCUCACACUGUCAUGGCAGAAAUGCAACUCCCGGACCAAUUCUUUACAGUUCUAAGCAUGGAUCAUGAAUUGGUGACAUUCGGGGAUGUGGUCAUCAGCUUCUCUCAAGAGGAAUGGGAAUAUCUAGAUUCAGCUCAGAGGGACUUGUAUUGGGAUGUGAUGAUGGAGAACUACAGCAACUUGGUCUCACUGGAUUUGGAGUCCAAGUAUGACACAAAGUGUUCAUCUACUAGAAAGGACAUCACUGAAAAAAGUGGUUCUCAGUGGAAAGUAACAGAAAGUAAAUUCAUUGGUCUUGCCAGAAAUGACUGGCAAAGCAAAAGCAAGACUGAAGUACAAAGACCUGAAGUGGGAUAUUUCAGCCAAAUGAAAAUCAACUCUGAAAAAGUGCCCAAUUACAGACAUUGUAAGUCUCUUAUAUCGCAUCAGAGAGUUCAUGAUAGCAAGAAGCCCCAUGCAUAUAAGGAAUAUGGGAGGGUCCUUAGCUGUGACUUAAAUUUUGAUGAAUAUGAGAGAAUACAUACUAGUGAGAAAACAUAUCAAUAUAACGCAUAUUGGAAAACCUUUGGAGAUGACCCACAUACCCUACAACUGAAUAUACAUAGUGGUGUGAAACCUCGUAAAUACAUGGAAUAUGAGAAUGCAUUUAGUUUUUAUGAAGACCUUAGUAUACAGAAAAUGCAUGAUUAUCAGAAGUGCUAUAAAUGUAAGGAAUAUGAAAGAACCAUUGGAAGAGUUGAAGAAAUAACUCCACUUCAAAUAAUUCAUGAUGGUGAGAAACCCUAUGAAUGCACUUUCUGUGGGAAAUCCUUUAGAGUGCCUGCACAACUUACUCGACACCAGAAAAUCCAUACUGAUGAGAAACCUUACAAAUGUAUGGAAUGUGGCAAGGACUUUAGAUUCCAUUCACAGCUAACUGAACAUCAGAGAAUUCAUACUGGUGAGAAACCAUACAAAUGUAUACAAUGUGAGAAAGUCUUUAGAAUUAGCUCACAGCUUAUUGAACAUCAGAGAAUUCAUACAGGUGAGAAACCUUAUGCAUGUAAAGAAUGUGGGAAGACCUUUGGAGUCUGUAGAGAACUUGCUCGACAUCAGAGAAUUCAUACCGGAAAGAAACCCUAUGAAUGCAAGGCAUGUGGAAAGGUCUUUAGAAACAGUUCAUCCCUGACUAGACAUCAGAGAAUUCAUACUGGUGAGAAACCCUAUAAAUGCAAGGAAUGUGGGAAAGCUUUUGGAGUAGGUAGUGAACUUACUCGACAUCAGAGAAUUCACAGUGGUCAGAAACCUUAUGAAUGUAAAGAGUGUGGAAAGUUCUUUAGACUUACAUCAGCACUUAUUCAACAUCAGAGGAUUCACAGUGGUGAAAAACCUUAUGAAUGUAAGGUAUGUGGGAAGGCUUUCAGACAUAGUUCGGCCCUUACUGAACAUCAGAGAAUUCAUACUGGAGAGAAACCUUAUGAAUGCAAGGCAUGUGGGAAGGCCUUUAGACAUAGUUCAUCUUUUACAAAACAUCAGAGAAUUCAUACUGGUAAGAAACCCUAUGAAUGUAAGGGAUGUGGGAGUGCCUUUAGUGUGGGUAAGCACCUUACCUGAUAUCGAAAAAGUUGUACUGCUGUUUUGUCUUUUGAAUGACAGACUGCACAAAAGCCUUUUGUUUCUGAGUUUCACUGGGAAAGUCCAUGCAUUGUAAUAAGUAGUAAUCAAGGGGAUUAUGUUGCUCUAUUGUUUCCAGACUUCCUGGCCACUCUAUUUAGAAGUAGAAUUACUCAGUGAUAGGUGACAUAUACUUUGUUUUGUUAGAUAUCGCCAAAUAUUUGUUUUUGUUUCUCCUUUUUAUAUCAGUUAACAUUCUGAAUAUCCAUUUAGAUAGGGUGGUCCCUGUUCAUUUCUGAUAUGUGUGGAAAAUGUGUUUCACUAAUCAUUAAUUAGAGUCAAUUUCACAUGAAUUUCUUUUCCAGGCAUAUUUUGUUUAUAGUUAUUUUUGAUGUUUGUGGUUUUGUUCUUUUCUCUAUUGUUUUUGGCUUAUUAAUUUGUAAUAUUAUUCAAAUAAAUCUUUUGCAUUCUAA